Molecule: messenger RNA, 1146 nt
Organism: Ostertagia ostertagi
Lineage: Eukaryota; Metazoa; Nematoda; Chromadorea; Rhabditida; Trichostrongylidae
Source: the annotation of a GenBank genome assembly
AUGCUUCGCUGUGUCAAAGUGAUACACGAUAGAAAAAUCGUUCACUCAGAUUUGAAGCCUGCGAAUUUUCUCCUCGUAAAGGGUACUGCGAAGUUAAUUGAUUUUGGAAUUGCUUCAGGAAUUCCAAACGACAUGACAGCUGCUUUAAAAGAGAGCCAAAUGGGCACAUUGAGUUACAUGGCGCCUGAAGUUUUGCAAGGAGGAAAUGGAGACGGGAAGUUCAAGAUUCCGCUGAAGGCAGACGUCUGGUCGUUGGGAUGUAUACUCUACAAUUUAGUCUACGGUCGUCUCCCUUUUACAAUGAAAAGUCAAGGGGCUAAGAUGGCUGCCAUAUGUAACCCGGACUAUGUGAUAGAUUUUCCCAAUUGUGGUGAUUCUCUGCUGCGAUGUCUUGUUCGUGAUGUUCAUCAACGAGCUGACAUUAACGAAUUGUUGGAGCAUCCAUAUUUGACUGGGCGGCAAUCUUCUCCUGUGUCAAGCGACUCAAUGGAUGCCAGCCAGUGUGGUCCGAAGUUAGACUAUCUGGCUAUUGCCAAAGAACUACAGAAUAAUACUCCCAACACAAUGGCACGACGAUUGGAAGAAUUGACUCGAGGAAAGACAUCUCAUUCAUCAGACGAUCAUGGAGACAGCAAAGUGAAGAAGCUCUUAGCACUCAAAUCCUUUGGAGGUAUUCGAGUGAUCAGCGGCGUUACGAUGGCGUCCAGCCUAAAGAAGAAGACCACCAGUUCAUGUCCGUUUGGUGAAGGUUUCUACAGCAAAAUUACCAAGUUGCUACUAUCGAAGGAGCCGAGCGCAGUGAAAGAGUUGAAGGAAUGCGUGAAAAUAGUGAGCGCUGCGAAACUCACCCCUUCGGAUGAGUUCUGGGACAGUGGCGAUGAGAUAUCCAGUGUUGAUGCGCCAUCAUCAUCAUUGUCCACCACGACGUCUGCGUCCGAGAUUAGAGGUAUUCAGAUCAAGAAGGCUGCAGUAGAAAGGCCUCGAAUCAUCCAUUUGGACACGGUGCCGUCUGCCGAAAAACGUGGCCCAGCAAAAGCAAAGGUCGAUCCACCCCCAGUACCAGAGAAGAAACGGAAAGGACCUAUAGUGUUACUGGGUGCUCGUCGCUCUGACGACUCUGAUUCGGAUGAUGCAAAAACUAGAUGA